AUGUUCAUCGUCUACAGUCGGAACAUGAAUCGACUGGUGAAGACUCGUUUUUCUGGCGGACUAUAUGAAAAAUUGGACAAUAUACAGGAAGCCGAUCAUGACAUAGUCAUCAUUGAUCAGCGUAGAGGUUUGUUCUGCAUCAAAGUCUGCUACAUCAAUGAGAAGCAACCGGACCCAACUGGCGAACCGAGACUGCAUCUCAUUCAGCAGAAGUGUGACAGUGCGAAGAGAGACUUUGAUCAUCUGAAGGUACUGGUGAAAGAGGCAGGGAUCCAGAAGAACCAAUUAAAAAAGUGUUUUCCCUUGUCUUUCCCUAUUGUCGCAUUCCCCAGGGUUCAUAAGAAAGAAACACCACCCCAAAAUGAUCUGGUCCUUUGUGAAACUGAGUGCCGCUCCCGAACAGAGUUCGAAACUUGGUGGAAGAAACACAUCAUAACGUUCGAAUCGAAGAAUAUCGCCCUUUAUCCAGAAACUCACCUGACCCUCUUGGCAAUAUUCGGGGCACCCCUGUUUGCUACUCCAGUCUUGGAUAAGGAGGAAACAGACUUCCCUUUUCUCACAGUACGGGAAUUGGAUAUUCUAGUCAACAAACCUACUCUCAGCAUGAUCGAAGGAGGUUCAGAAAUUGAGGAGAUGAAGUUGAUCAAGGAGAAAUCUAGGAACAUCUUAACGAAAUGAUACAUUGCUCCAGUGUAUUCCAACACGGCCUACGCAGCAAGAAUGACAACCCAGAAGCUGAAUUCCAUCGCUGAAGACAAACUGGAAGUGUUGGUGAAUGGGCCAAAAUAUGGGGUCUUCAAGGGUGUGGCUGGGACAGGCAAAACAUGGCUACUCCAGGAAAAAAUACGACAUAUCGUCAUGUCUUGGUUCUCCCAAGGACCUGAUCCAGAGAAGGACGAGAAGAUCCUUUUCAUCUGUGGCACUCCCCUUUUGGCCUCACGCUUGCGUGAUAUCCUACCCGAUGUCCUCCUAAAAUCCGCCAUGGAUGUUCUUUCCAAGUGGAUCGGCAAGACAGAUGUAAAAAACAAGAAGCGAAGGCAUUCCAUACUAAAGGACAUGGAUGUGAUUUUCAAGACCCAGAAGCCCCAAUUCGACCACAUCUUCGUAGACGAAGCGGAAGACUUGUGCCUAUAUUACAAUGAUCUCUGGUGGACCUCACUCCAUUCCCUUCGUAACGGAGGCGGAGGAUACUUCUGGCAGGCAUAUGACCCACUUUACUUAACAAACACUCCGGAUUCCCUGAAAAAGGAAGUAGAAGGUGCUCAUUCGUUACUCACUGUCUAUCGGAACCCAGGAUCUGUCUUUCGUGCUUGGGCUACAGGAAAUUUCUCAUUAAUGAGAGAUUGCGACUUAAUAAAUUCUGGCAUCGGCGACCCAUGGUAUAACAGAGAAGAAAUCCGAUUGGGGCACGAUAUACAGGGCCCCAAGGUAGAAAAAUUUCGCGCCACCAGUUCCUGUCUCUCCAAGAAGAUUCAAUGCAUCCUAAGAGAUGAAUUUGGGCGUGGGACAUAUGUUGGGGACAUCGUCGUUCUUUUCGCAGAUCAUGGAGAUUUCUAUGUACACGGGGAACGAUUACGGAGGGAAAUGCAAGAUGAAGCAGGGAAAUCUUACACUGGCUCGGUCGCUGUUGAACUUGCUGGAUCCUUCAAAGGAAGAGAGGCAGCCAUUGUCUUCUUGAUCGUCAACGGGAAAGCGAGAAGAAGAAACGAAUUCUACCUAGGAGCAUCGAGAUGCGCGUACUACCUCAUUAUUUUUGAAAUGGAGGCCAGCAAAGAAGACGACAAAGCCGGAGAAAAGAAACUCCUUGAAAUCAUCUCUAAACUCUUGCCGGGGGAUGCACCCAGGGAAAGCCAGGUUGCACUUGAAAAUGAAUGGCGACGCUCAUAUCUCAUGGAAAGCCUCGACGAACAAUGA
Molecule: messenger RNA, 1914 nt
Organism: Darwinula stevensoni
Lineage: Eukaryota; Metazoa; Arthropoda; Ostracoda; Podocopida; Darwinulidae
Source: the annotation of a GenBank genome assembly